Manduca sexta (tobacco hornworm) is the source of this 1148-nucleotide messenger RNA. Its product is annotated as enhancer of mRNA-decapping protein 3-like. Gene Ontology annotation, cellular component: P-body. The record is from RefSeq and is a predicted model, not a curated record. The transcript is spliced from 4 exons. Gene Ontology annotation, molecular function: mRNA binding. The annotation marks the transcript as partial. Lineage: Eukaryota; Metazoa; Arthropoda; Insecta; Lepidoptera; Sphingidae. Gene Ontology annotation, biological process: P-body assembly; deadenylation-independent decapping of nuclear-transcribed mRNA.
UUUCUAAAAUACACAAGUGUCAAAUGUCAAUUUUAUGUGUCAUGUGAAUUGUGAUUGGAAACUUAUUUUUGUUUGAAUACCUACUUCUUAAUUAAAUAUAUGAUAAUUAGACAUAACUAUUGUUAUUUUAUGAAUGCACGAAACAAACUGUAAACAAUAUGGCCAAGUGGAUCGGAUAUGCGGUGUCAGUUAAUUGUGGGGAACCGCUGGGUUGUUACCAGGGUACUAUCCUGAAGCAGACGGUAGUACUAUAACCCCACAAAAGCAUUCAGAAAUGGUUUUCCAUACCCGAAAUCUCAAGUUACGCUGAAGGCUGCGGAUAUCAAGGAUCUGAAAAUAAUAGAGGCUCGUGCAGAGCCGUCGGAGCAGACUCACAGCACGGUCGCGGUCACUAAGAGCAGUAAGAAGACAUCGCGCGCUACUGUGUGUGAGAACCUACAGGCCAUACCAACUAGUUCAGCAACUAGCCAACCUUCAACAAUGUAGCUGUGAACAGCAAGGCGGGCAACAGUCGUGGCACUGGUGCUGUGCCCGCGCGCAGCAAGCCCAUCGACAUCAUGGGGAACAGAACCAACAGAAAUAACAAUUUUGCUGGGAGUUAUGGCAACACUGGUUCGACGCCUAAAUGUCGUAUGGGCGCAGGCGGUGGCGCAGUGCACGAGAAAGCGCGUCGAAAAAACGAGGCUUGUUUCGGCGACGCCGCCGACCCGGCACUCGACGACGACUUCGAUUUUGAAGGCAAUCUGGCGCUGUUCGACAAACGUGCGCUCUGGGAACAGAUGCGCAACUCCCACAAACCGGACCUGGUGCGGCAGGCGGACGACGUCGGCAAGUUCCGGCACGACGAGAACGUACUCGGCACGUCGCACGUGGCGCGGCACGCACUGCGUGUGCCUGACGAGCUGCGCGGGCCCAUAGACUACGUGACCGACGACGGUGUGGUGGUGCCGUCCGUGGUGCCGCGCCUGCGCCGGCAGCUGUGGGAGGGCAUGCAGCGGGUGGGGCUGGCGGACAGCGCGCACACUCUGCUGGCACGCGCCGCUGCAGACGUAGCGUUACGGCUGGUGGGCGGCGGGCGGCGCCUGGAGCCGCGUAACGCUCACCAGCAGCCAGUGGUGGUGGCACUGGCGGGCGCACACCGCGUGGGC